UAAAAGCAAGUAAUUGUUAAAUAUGACAGUCUUUUUCCCUAAAAGAGUUGUAAGACCCCUAAUAAUUACCCAUCUCUAAUAUCUCUAACCUCGCGGUCCGCGUUUUGUUUAUUUACCAUUUUAAUGAUAAUAUGGAUAUUUUAACAAAUGUAAACUUCAACUGCAGGGUGAGCUCGGUUUUAAACAAGGAAGUGAAGCAAUAUGGAAAGCAGUUCAUGUUUGAUGCGAAAGAAGAGACUUCCUGGACCUCCGAUGAAGGAAGACCCCAGUGGAUCACAGUCAGUUUUGAUGAGCCGCAAAACAUUUCAGGAUUUAGCUUUCAGUUUCAAGGAGGAUUCGCUGGUCUGAAAUCGGAACUGAUUAUGUUCUCCGCUGAUGGUGCUGAAAUACAUCAAGAACCCUUCUACCCAGAAGAUAUAAACUCCCCCCAGCUGUUUCAGGUUCAAGAUGCAGCCCGGGAGAAAGCCUGCUCAAAGAUAAAGUUCAUCUUCGAGUCCAGCACAGAUUUCUUUGGCCGAAUCAUUGUUUACAACCUGCAAUUGUUAAGCUAGUCCUAAGUAGUUAUGUACCACACUCUAUGCUUAUCAAAGUGUAUAAAAUUGGACAAUUA
This is a messenger RNA of Drosophila biarmipes, 610 nucleotides long. RefSeq names its product nuclear receptor 2C2-associated protein. The coding region runs from base 132 to 551 and encodes 139 amino acids. NCBI's taxonomy places the organism in Eukaryota, Metazoa, Arthropoda, Insecta, Diptera, Drosophilidae. The record is from RefSeq and is a predicted model, not a curated record. The transcript is spliced from 3 exons.